This is a messenger RNA of Gastrolobium bilobum, 1047 nucleotides long. RefSeq names its product NDR1/HIN1-like protein 13. NCBI's taxonomy places the organism in Eukaryota, Viridiplantae, Streptophyta, Magnoliopsida, Fabales, Fabaceae. Gene Ontology annotation, cellular component: plasma membrane. The record is from RefSeq and is a predicted model, not a curated record. The transcript has a single exon. Bases 1 to 1047 code for a protein of 348 amino acids.
AUGUCUCGUCGAGAAACCAACCCUCAUUUUUCUAGACCUCCGCGAGCUCAGCUUGAAGAUCAAGAUCAUGUUCCAUUACGAGCAGCACAGUUUCAAGAUCAUUCUCCAAUGCGACCUCAGCAAGAAGAUCAUCAACGGGCACCUAUUUUACUGCGCGGAGCUCCAGGCAAACAGCAAGAAGAUUAUCAACAGGCACCUAUUUCACAGCGUGGAAGUUCACGCAAACAGCCAAAAGAUCAUCAACAUGCACCAAUUCCACUACGUGGAGAUCCACGUAAACAGCAAGAAGAUCAUCAACGUGCACCUUUUCCACAGCGUGGUCCACGUAACCAGCAAGAAGAUCAAGCUUACCCGCCAGGCCGGCCACGGGUAAAUUUUCAAGAGCCAUCCUCGUCCCCUAAGGCUGCUGGCUUUCCGGUGCAACCACCACCUGAGCCGCGGCGGCAUGAGCGUGGUAUACGGUUGCCUCAAGAACAAAAAUCUAAACCCUUAACCUGGUUGGGUGGUUUGUUGUGUGCGAUAUUUUUCCUUGUCAUAAUUAUAGGAGGCUUAAUAGUCCUCAUAGUGUACUUGGUUUUUCGUCCCCAGAGUCCUCAUUUUGAUGUGUCUAGUGUCACACUAAAUGCUGCAUACCUUGACUUUGGCUAUUUACUCAAUGCUGAUCUUACAUUGCUGGCAAACUUCACAAAUCCAAACAAGAAGGUACAUGUGGACUUCAGCUCCGUGACCAUUUAUCUAUACUAUGGAAGUACUCUUAUUGCUAGUCAAUAUGUCGAGCCUUUCUCGGCUGCAAGGGUUCAAUCAAGGUUUGCGAAUAUCCAUAUGGUCACUAGUCAAGUUCAGCUGCCAAUAAGAGAGAGCCAACGACUCGUGAAACAAAUGGAAAGCAAUGGGGUUUUGCUUGAAGUGACGGGAGUUUUCCGUGCUAGAUCCAAAUUGGGAAGCGUCUUAAGGUAUUCAUAUAACCUCUACAGCCAUUGCAAUAUCAUGGUAACACGCCCUCCUGACGGGGUUUUGCUCAAAAAGAAAUGUAGAACAAAACGCUGA